Haliotis rubra (blacklip abalone) is the source of this 948-nucleotide messenger RNA. Its product is annotated as protein zntD-like. Gene Ontology annotation, molecular function: zinc ion transmembrane transporter activity. The record is from RefSeq and is a predicted model, not a curated record. Gene Ontology annotation, cellular component: plasma membrane. NCBI's taxonomy places the organism in Eukaryota, Metazoa, Mollusca, Gastropoda, Lepetellida, Haliotidae. Gene Ontology annotation, biological process: zinc ion transmembrane transport.
AUGGACGUCACAAUUGCCAAAGUCAUCGCCAUCUUCAUUCUUCUCUUUAUUACGCUGCUGCUGGGCAUAAUUCCGUACUUCAUCAUUAAAAAGAAAUGGGGUGCCAACGCAACUGCUCGAAGGGAAAAGGUACUGAGUCUGAUGAAUUGCUUCGCAGGGGGCGUGUUUCUUGGCACGUGUCUGCUUCAUUUGAUGGUGGAGGGCAAGGAGGAUUUGGAACAGGGACUUACUAACGCCUACAACUUCACCGGCUUCCCGAUGUUCGAGACGCUCACUGGUGCCGGAUUUUUCCUCAUCGCCGGAGUGGAACAGUUAGCCAUGCUGUUUAUGACGGGAGUGGUUGUGACGUCACUUCCGUUGAGCCGGGCAAAACGUGAACCGUACAACGAAAUGGACAAAAUAGGUGGCAGCAUGUCCUCGGCGUCCUGUGUCAAUGAACAGGAAGGGUCUAUAACCCACGCUCACGACCUGGAGGCACUCUCUGCCGCGUCUGGACUCAGUGCGUUCUUGGUGCUGAUCGCGCUGUCCUUCCAUACAAUAUUUGACGGUUUAGCAGUGGGGUUGCAGGGGGAAGCCACAGAAGUAUGGGAGGUCUUGAUUGCCAUCUCGAUUCACAAAAGUCUAGUUGCCUUUUGUCUUGGUCUUCAGCUUUUCAGAGCCUUUGUGCCGUACUUUAAGAAACCCUUCGCGUGUCUCUGCUUCUUUUCUUUGAUGUCGGCGAUCGGAAUAUGCACAGGCAUAGCUGUGACGUCUUCCAACCUUGACCUUGACGCACAGUCAAUGGCGUCGGGGGUUCUCCAGGGUAUUGCGUGUGGGACGUUCCUCUACGUCACGUGUUUUGAAAUACUAAGAGACGCAUUCGGCCAUGGUAAAGGCGUGAUGAAUGUCUUUGUUGCAUUGGUGGGCUUCGCAGCAAUUGCGGGCGUGAAGGCUCUUGAUCACGACUGA